UUUUAUCGCGGAACGCACUCGCCACUCUCAAAUCUUAAGUCCACAGUUCGGUUGUUUCUAAUACAUCUGUUGUAAAAAUUUUGUGUGCGUUCACAGUCCGCAUUUUCUCUAUUAACCCCUAUUAUAUUUUUAUGAUCUGUAACUUUAAUUUAAUUUAAGAAAUACAGCGCUGUUUAAUUUUUUAUCGUUUUUAUUUGUUACUGAACACAAAAUUUAUUUAAGAAGUGUAGUGAGUUUUAAGUCAUUAGUGUAGCAUGAUAAUGACUUGGCAGCCGCAGGAAGAGGGAUUAAGGCAAAUCAUUCAAUUGCUAAAGGAAUCUCAAUCACCAGACACUGUCAUUCAAAGGACAGUGCAACAAAAACUUGAGGAGCUAAAUCAAGUAACAGAUUUCAAUAAUUAUUUGAUUUUUGUGUUAACAAAACUUACAACAGAGGAUGAGCCUACAAGGUCAUUAAGUGGUUUAAUUUUAAAAAAUAAUAUCAAAAGCCAUUAUGAGAAUCUAUCUCCAUCAGUAACAGAAUUUGUUAAGUCAGAAUGUUUAACUGCAGUUGGAGAUGCUUCUCCAUUAAUAAGAGCAACUGUUGGAAUAUUGAUAACAACUAUAGCUUCACGAGGUAUAAAUACUUGGCCUGAAUUAUUACCUGCUUUAUGCCAAAUGCUAGAUUCAGCUGAUUACAAUGUUUGUGAAGGUGCAUUUGGAGCCUUACAAAAAAUUUGUGAAGAUUCAUCAGAUUACUUAGAAGAUGACAAACAAAAUAAACCACUUGAUAUUCUUAUUCCAAAAUUUUUACAUUUCUUUAAACAUUCAAGUCCUAAAAUUAGAUCCCAUGCAAUCGGCUGCGUUAAUCAGUUUAUUGUUCAGAAAACACCAUCUUUAAUGAAUCAUAUAGAUAUGUUUUUAGAGAAUUUAUUUCAUCUCGCUGUCGAUGAUGAAGCUGAAGUUAGAAAAAAUGUUUGUAGAGCAAUAGUUAUGCUUUUGGAAGUAAGAAUGGAUAGAUUGCUUCCUCAUCUACAUGAUAUAAUUGAGUAUAUGUUGUUGAGAACUCAAGAUCCGGAUGAAAAUGUAGCCCUAGAGGCAUGUGAAUUUUGGUUGUCUAUAGCUGAUCAGCAUAUUUGUAAAGAAGCUCUAACUCCUUAUUUACCUCGGCUCAUACCAAUUCUUGUUAAUGGCAUGCGAUAUUCUGAAAUUGAUGUCAUUUUACUUAAGGGUGAUGUUGAGGAAGAUGAAAAUGUUCCUGAUCGCGAAGAAGAUAUUCGUCCAAGAUUUCACAAAUCUCGUACACAUGGACAAGAAGAAGAUAAUAAUGAAGAUGAAGAAGAUGAAGACAAUUUAGGAGAUGACAGUAGCUUAUCAGAUUGGAAUUUAAGAAAAUGUAGUGCUGCAGCCCUUGAUGUGCUAGCUAAUGUAUUUAAAGAGGAAAUUCUUCCUAUACUUAUGCCAAUAUUAAAAGAAACCUUAUCAUCUAAUGAUUGGGAAGUAAAAGAAUCUGGUAUUCUAGCUCUUGGCGCAAUUGCCGAAGGUUGUAUGAAUGGUAUGAUCCCACAUUUGAAUGAAUUGAUCCCAUAUAUGAUCAAUCAUUUAAGUGACAAAAAAGCUUUAGUUCGAGCUAUUAUAUGUUGGACAUUAUCACGUUAUUGUCAUUGGGUUGUAAGUCAACCACAUGAACAAUAUUUAAAACCAAUGAUGCAUGAACUUCUUAAGAGAAUUUUAGAUUCCAACAAAAGAGUACAAGAAGCAGCAUGCUCUGCUUUUGCCACCUUAGAAGAGGAAGCUACAACUGAAUUAGUACCAUAUCUAGGAUUUAUUUUACAGACAUUAGUUUUUGCAUUUAAUAAAUAUCAGCAUAAAAAUUUGUUGAUACUUUAUGAUGCUAUUGGAACAUUAGCUGAUUCUGUUGGUCAUCAUUUAAAUAAACCUGAGUAUAUUAAUUUAUUAAUGCCACCAUUAAUACAAAAAUGGAAUGCCCUUAAAGAUGAAGAUAAAGAUUUAUUUCCUUUGUUAGAAUGUUUAUCUAGUGUAGCAACUGCUUUACAAUCUGGAUUUAUGCCUUAUGCUGAACCAGUAUUUAAAAGAUGUAUUUCACUUGUUGAACAAACUUUAAAUCAAAAUAUUGCUAAUUCUCAAAGCCCUGAUCAAUUUGAUGCGCCUGAUAAAGACUUCAUGAUAGUUGCUUUAGAUCUUUUAUCGGGUUUAGCAGAAGGGCUUACUACAUUCAUAGAGAGUUUAAUAAGUGGAUCAAACACUCUACAAUUGCUCUAUCAGUGUAUGCAAGACCCAUUAGCUGAGGUUAGACAAAGUUCAUUUGCUCUUCUUGGAGAUUUGACUAAAGCUUGUUUUCAACAUGUGCAUCCAUGUAUAGCUGACUUUAUGCCAAUCUUAGCACAAAAUUUAAAUCCAGAUCAUAUAUCUGUUUGUAAUAAUGCUACAUGGGCUAUUGGUGAAAUAGCUGUAAAACUAGGUACUGAAAUGCAACCAUACAUACCAAUGAUUCUUACUCAAUUAGUAUUAAUAAUGAAUAGACCAAAUACUCCAAAAACAUUGUUGGAAAAUACAGCAAUUACAAUUGGCCGUCUAGGUUAUGUGUGCCCUCAAGACGUCGCCCCAGUGUUACAACAGUUUGUACGCAUGUGGUGCACAUCAUUACGAAAUAUCCGAGAUAAUGAUGAAAAAGAUAGUGCAUUUAGAGGUAUGUGUCAAAUGAUAAGUGUAAAUCCUGGUGGAGUAGUACAAGAUUUCAUAUUUUUCUGUGACGCUAUUGCAUCAUGGGUUAAUCCAAAAGAAGAUUUAAAAGAGAUGUUUUACAAAAUUUUACAUGGGUUUAAAAAUCAAGUUGGUGAAGAAAAUUGGACAAGAUUUACUGAUCAAUUUCCUCCUCAGUUGAAGGACCGUUUGUCAACUGCCUAUGGGAUUUAAAGCAACUCUGAUUACUAGGACGCAAAUUGGGUGAUUCCAAUGUUGCAUCUUUUGGGGUUUAAUCUUCAGCGUAUCAAAUUGAAAUCUAGCUUCUCGGGUAAUGUGUGGGAGGGAAGGGAGGGGGGGUAGAACAAUUUCUAACUUUCUAAUUACCUGUUAUAACAUUUUUUAAUCUGUUUGAUGUGAUUGAUUAUUCACAACCAACUUUGAUAUAAUAUGUCAAUUUAGUAUAAUUGUUAGCAUAAUCACAAUUUAUUACAAUUAUUUGUCUUCUAUAGUUUUUUUUUUUUUUUUUUUACAUACAUAUAUUAUAAUUUUGUGUUUGUUAAAUGCUUAUAUUAAUUGUAUGCAAAUUUUUAAACCUGCUGACCAAAAUGCUUGAGCAAUACUAUAUACCCUUUUGUGAAUUUCUCUUUUUUUUUUUGGAAUUUUUAAUUCCUAAUUAAAAAAACUAUGUCCAUUGUGUAUAAAUUCCUUAAAGUUCCUUUAUCACCAACAUUCCAGAGUGGAUCCCUCUUCCUUUCCUUAUAAACGUGACCAUCCAAUUGGGAAACAAGUAUUUUGGAAUUAACUUUUCAAAUUUUGCUAAUUAAAAUUUAUG
This is a messenger RNA of Daktulosphaira vitifoliae (grape phylloxera), 3516 nucleotides long. It is a transcript of the gene Tnpo, whose product is annotated as transportin-1. Gene Ontology annotation, biological process: protein import into nucleus. Gene Ontology annotation, cellular component: cytoplasm; nucleus. The record is from RefSeq and is a predicted model, not a curated record. The transcript has 20 exons. Gene Ontology annotation, molecular function: small GTPase binding; nuclear import signal receptor activity. Bases 255 to 2915 code for a protein of 886 amino acids. NCBI's taxonomy places the organism in Eukaryota, Metazoa, Arthropoda, Insecta, Hemiptera, Phylloxeridae.